Molecule: messenger RNA, 2594 nt
Organism: Lepisosteus oculatus (spotted gar)
Lineage: Eukaryota; Metazoa; Chordata; Actinopteri; Semionotiformes; Lepisosteidae
Gene: ecd
Product: ecdysoneless homolog (Drosophila)
Cellular component (GO): nucleus
Source: RefSeq, a predicted model, not a curated record
CGGGAACAAGAAACUAAAGGAAUGACCUGUGUCGUCAUGUGUGCGUCAAGGCUGACAGUGUGCUUUCUUGAAUUGCCUGUAUACGAUUUUUAAACGUGUGGAGUACAUAUAGGUUAAUUUGUUCCUGUCUGUAAUUAUUUUGAAAGGUAUACCCCCUGGAGACAAAGACAGACAUACAAGGGCACAAUGGAUGUGCUGAAAAGACCCCCUGUUGCCGAGGACAUGGUGCAGUACCGCCUGUUUCUGGCCCAGCCCAAUGCUUGUGAUCCUCAAGCCGCUCAGCAGCUUCUGCAGCAGGAUGUGGAGAGGAUUCUGGUGCAGUUUGCGCCUCUGCUCGUGCAGUACAUCUGGCAAAACCAACCUUUUAACAUCAAAUAUGUUCCCGAAAAAGCUGGUGUUCCUGCUCACAUUGGGGGUUCCACACAAUUUGGGGACAAUGUGGAAGAUGAAUGGUUCAUUGUGUAUCUUAUACAGGAGAUCACCCGAACCUUCCCUCACCUGGCUGCCAGGAUUGAGGACAAUGACGGAGAAUUCUUGCUGAUAGAAGCAGCUGAGCACCUUCCCCGAUGGCUGAAUCCAGAGAGCAGUGAAAACAGAGUAUUUCUUUACCGGGGUGAGCUGCACAUCAUCCCUGCACCCCAGGACCCUGGGGAGGAGGGGUGGCCCCCUGAUGCCACACCCACCUUGCCCCAGGCGCUGGCCCUCCUAUCCUCACAGCCUGAGACCUGUCUGGCUGCCCAACCCACCCGCACUGCUGUGGCCAAGAGAGUGAAGGGGUACCCAGGAAGGAUUCAGGCCAACCUGCACCGUGCUCACUGUGUUGUGCCGGCCGCCAUCGCGUCUGUGCUGGCACGGCGUCCAGAUCUUGUGGCCCCGGCAGUGACGGCAUUUUACCUAAGAGACCCUCUGGACCUGUGCGCCUGUCGGACUUUCCAAAUCUUCCCGCCAGAUCCAUGUGUCUUGACCUCGGUGACAUUCACACGGUGUCUGUAUGCCCAGCUGGAGCAGCAGCGUUUCACUCCCGACCGCCGCAGCGGCUUCGCCUUGCCCCCCCGCUCACACCCUCAGUACCACGCCCGUGAGCUGGGCAUGAAGCUGGCCCAUGGCUUCGAGAUUCUGUGCUCCAAGUGCAGGCAGCCAUUGCCAGGAUCAGACACCCCCGUGACUUCUAACCCUCUUUGGAGAGCAUUCCUCGACAGCCUGAAAAAGAACAACUUUUUCAAAGGAGAGUUGGAGGGCUCUGCAAUGUACAGGGAGCUGAUGACCAAAGCGGAGAGCUUCUUUAAACAGUCGGUGACCAUCCCACAAAGCUCCACAGAGCUGUCCUCAGGGGAGCAGGUGCUGCAGGUCCUGAGAAGCUGCCAGUAUAACUUGGAAGAACUGAGAGAGCAGGAGAGCCAUCUGCCUCCCGAGGACAGUGACAGCUGGAUGGAAAUCUCCCCGGAGAAGCUUGACCGGCUGCUAGAGGAGACAGCAGGCCAUGCUGCAGGUUGCUUGGGUCCCGACCAGGUGGCAGGGGGGCAGCAGGAGUCCGGGAGGAAGGAAGAGGCAGACUAUAGCCUAGUUGCGGUGACAAAGAGCAUGAAGGCCUUCAUCAACAAGGUGUCCACGCAUGAGGGGGCUGAGCUGCCCUGGUCCCACUCUGAUCCACCUUUCAAAUUUGAUGCAAACUCCAUGGCCAGUGCUUUGGAAAGCCUUAUUGGGAGUGCUGGUGAUGAGGAGCUCGACUCUGAUGACCUUGAGGACAGUGAUAUAGAUGAAAAGUUUGAUAGUGAAGAUGAUGAGGAGCCUAAAGAAGAUGGGCUUCCAGGUGAAGGAGCAGCGGGAGGGGGGGCGAGACACCUGGGCAUCCUGAGAAGGUACAUGGAGCAGAUGGACCAGGAGCUGGCAGGGACACACAUCGGGCACAGCUUCACUCAGGCAAACCAUGCGGGUGGCAGCACCACAGACCCUGCCAAAGGCUCCCCAGCUGCUGCCAACAGAAGUAGCUGCCAAACUGAGGAGGACACAGUACCACUGGAUGUGGAUCUUAACCUCGUGACAAACCUGUUGGAGUCCCUCAGCUCCCAGGCUGGACUGGCCGGGCCUGCAUCUAAUCUUCUCCAGAGCAUGGGGAUACACCUGCCCCCCAACACUGAUCACACCUGACAAGUUCAUCCAGCACAAUCCCCACCUGACACAUUGUUUGUCUGAAAUAGUGUUCCAUUUUCUCAAACACAGACCUCACCUAAAGCAGCUUUCACCUCAACAAACCAACACUGAGUCACCAGAUUUCUUUCAUCUUAGAUUACAUCCACCUAUUAAAACGAGAGCUUAACUACAUUGCUUGGGCCACAUCUCAGGACAGGCCUUUACUGUUUAUCUGUGUGGAGGAGUGGCGAGGCACAUCUAUGCUGUGAUCCUCUCAGCUAAGCAUACUGAUACCCUUAGAAACCUUUCUGUCAUUAGGACAACACUGAAAAGCCCUUUGACAGCUACAGAUAACAAAAAUGACAAUUGUGCAGCAGCCAAGGAUUGUAAUUUCAACAGGAGGUUUAAAGAAUAUGGAUACUGUAUAUAUUUUUUCAAUAAAAUCUGUGAAAUCAAUUGCAUUA